AUGAGUGACUUCAAGGGACACUGCCACUGCGGCAACACUGAGUGGACUGCCAAGCUGGAACAGGACCAGCAGGCGCACAUUCUCUGCCACUGCGACACGUGCAAGCAGCUCUCCGGCUCCACCUUCACCCUGAACCAGAUCAUCCCCGCAAAGAACCUGAGCGUCACAAAGGGCGGCGACAAUCUAGGAAAGUACACCUACAAAGGCGACUCCGGCAAGGGCGUCCACUGCUACUACUGCAAGAACUGCACUUCGCACGUGUACCACGCGCAGGAAGCGCUGGGGCCGGACAGCAUCGUCCUUCGCACGGGUCUGCUGGACGACGGCAUCAAGAACUUUAAGCCUGCCGCGCAGAUUUACACCAAGGUGAGGCUGCCGUGGGAGAAGGAGGUUGCGACUAGCUUUGAGGGUAUGCCUCCUUCGUAG
Didymella exigua CBS 183.55 is the source of this 426-nucleotide messenger RNA. RefSeq lists its product as uncharacterized. Bases 1 to 426 code for a protein of 141 amino acids. NCBI's taxonomy places the organism in Eukaryota, Fungi, Ascomycota, Dothideomycetes, Pleosporales, Didymellaceae. The transcript has 3 exons. The record is from RefSeq and is a predicted model, not a curated record. Gene Ontology annotation, molecular function: carbon-sulfur lyase activity.